AUGUCUGUGGCGAAAUAUGAAGCUAAAUUCACCGAAUUAGCACGGUUUGCUCCACAUAUGGUGGACACUGAUUACAAGAAAGCACGGAAGUUUGAAGGUGAACUGGAUUUAGAGGUGUUUGAUCGGGUAGGUGUCAUAAAAUUGCCUACUUAUGUAGAAGUGUUAGACAGAUCCUUAAUGGCAGACGCCACCCUAGCCGCCAUGAAACAAGGUAAAGCCCCAGCAACUACAACAACUGAGUGGAGAGGAAAAAGAUCCGGGUUUGGUUUUAAAAAGAGUCGGUCCUUUGUUAGUAAGAAGCAAAACACAGGGACUUCGAACAGCUCAAGUCAGAGUACUGGGUUUAUUCCGGUCUGUUCUGAUUGUGGAAAAAGGCACAGGGGUGUGUACUACCGAACGUCUGGUGCUUGUUUUCGGUGUGGCCAGCCAGGUCAUGUAGUGAAAGAUUGCCCGCUCAGGUCUGAGACUACUAGCCGUCCUACAGCAAGUUCAGCGGGAUCCGCUUCUGUGGCCAGAACCAAUGCCAAAGCCAAUACUGAGAAAGAACCUCUGAGACAAGGCCGUGUGUUUGCCUUAGUUCCCGGUGACGUACCGAACACCUAUACUGUGGUGUCAGACCAUUAG
Molecule: messenger RNA, 624 nt
Organism: Camellia sinensis
Lineage: Eukaryota; Viridiplantae; Streptophyta; Magnoliopsida; Ericales; Theaceae
Source: RefSeq, a predicted model, not a curated record